Molecule: messenger RNA, 4179 nt
Organism: Sabethes cyaneus
Lineage: Eukaryota; Metazoa; Arthropoda; Insecta; Diptera; Culicidae
Gene: Hip14
Product: palmitoyltransferase Hip14
Exons: 4
Coding region: 325-2196 (623 amino acids)
Biological process (GO): protein palmitoylation
Cellular component (GO): Golgi membrane
Molecular function (GO): palmitoyltransferase activity; protein binding
Source: RefSeq, a predicted model, not a curated record
AUUUUCGCAGCUAUAAAAUCAUAGAUGAGAAAAAUCGAAGUUUUCUCGAGCUUAUAAAUUCGACAAAAGUGGUGCAUUUUGCUGCGGUAGUGCCACACGAAUGACUGUAAUAAUUAGCGAAGAAUAAUUACCUUUUGUAAUUGUGCCCAACGUUGUUAAAAUCAGUGCUAUACUUGUAGAGCAAGUAAAACAGCAAAACAACGAGUUUAGGUUGUAAUGGAUUGAGUUUGUUUUGAGAGGGUGUUUGUUGGUUUUCCCUCCAGCGUUUGAAGGCCAGAGUGGGCCAAAAAUUAUUCUUGUGAAAAUCAUCAAUUAGAGUGGAUAAUGUACCAAAGCGCCUGCAGUGCCGCUGCCGGUGGUUGUUCUGAACCGGAACGAACUGAUCGGGAUGGGUUGAUAUCUCAUGAGUCAGCGGUGGCUCCAGUGGAACAUGAUUACAGUGGAUUUGAUAUAGUGAAGGCGACACAGUUCGGUGCCAUAGGUCGAGUGAAAGAGUUAAUCGAAGCCGGAUGGGAUGUUAAUCAACCGGAUAGUGAAACUGUCACGCUUCUGCAUUGGGCUGCUAUUAACAAUAGAAAAGACAUUAUCAAGUAUUUCUUGGAUAAGGGUGCGAUUGUAGAUGCAGUCGGGGGUGAACUGAAUGCGACACCUUUGCAUUGGGCCACCAGACAGGGUCAUCUGGGGGCGGUCGUUCUUCUACUAGCGGCUGGGGCAGAUCCAAGUCUAAGAGAUGCGGAAGGUUGCUCUUGUAUUCAUUUGGCGGCUCAGUUUGGCCACACUGCACUAGUGGCUUAUUUCAUUGCUCGGGGGGUGAAUCCGGAUCUGCAAGAUCGCGGAGGGAUGACAGCGCUCAUGUGGGCAGCUUGGAAAAUUUCCGCCUUAGAUCCGGUGCGGCUCUUGCUCACACUUGGUGCAAAUCCAAGUCUCGCGGAUCAUACCCAUGGAAACACAGCUCUGCAUUGGGCUAUUCUAGCCCGCAAUGCCACCGCAGUCAGUACGCUUAUAUUGAAAGGAAAAUCGAGCCUAGAAAUUCCUAAUCUUCGUGGUGAUACUCCGCUCACCAUGCUGCAACCUCAUCUAGGUUCUAUCUGGAUCGGCUCGAAAGUGUCGGAAAAAGUGCGAGAGCUGACGCAGCAAUCUCAGCGCCGUAAUUUCAUUGUUCGCUUCACACUAGAUAAGCGCUUCCGCUGGUGGAGCAUGAUAGCGACUCCGUUCCUAGUAUUCUAUCUGGCUGGUUUGAUCUUCUGUGCGGAGACAUUGAUUAUUAUCAAAGUAUUCCUGCUUGGAUGCCUGUAUGCUGUUUCGCACACGAUUGGCCAAACGCUGUUCGAUGAAACAUUGAUGGCGCUUCUUCCGCUCAGCGUUUACAUGGCUACCAAGCUUUGGUUCUAUGUUACCUGGUUGACCUACAUCGCACCGACCGUGUCCUUUCUGGCUUCGUUAUCGUUCCUAACCUGCAGCGCCGGGCUGUGGGUGUGCUUCUUAAAGUCCUGGCGGGGCGAUCCGGGCGUGAUUCAACCGACGCAGGAGCAGAGAUUCAGGACAAUUAUUGAACUUUCGGAACGUGGUGGUGGAGGCUUCGAACCGUCCGCUUUUUGUUCCGCCUGCCUGGUUCGCCGUCCUGUCAGGUCAAAACACUGCUCGGUCUGCGACCGAUGUGUGGCCCGUUUCGAUCAUCAUUGCCCUUGGGUAGGAAACUGUAUUGGCGCUAAAAACCACAAAUAUUUCAUGGGAUUCCUCUGGAUGCUGCUAAUUAUGUGCUCAUGGAUGCUGUAUGGUGGAGCAAACUUCUAUGUUCAAGCUUGUAAUGUAAACAUGGACGAAGUUUUGUCAGGUUUAUGGAAUGCAAUGGUAGCUAUUGGGUCUUGUAACCCGUGGGUUGGUUGGGUGACAGCCAAUGCACUGCUACAUAUAUCUUGGGUGACAGUGCUUACUAUCUGCCAAACCUAUCAAGUUGUUUGCCUGGGUAUGACAACGAAUGAACGGAUGAAUAGAGGUCGAUAUCGACAUUUCCAAGCAAAAGGAGGAAAAAGUCCAUUCACGCGGGGUCCGAUUCGAAAUCUAUUUGACUUUCUGGAGUGCAGUUGUUUCGGAAUGGUUCAACCAUUGCAAACUGACUGGAUGCAGUAUUUCGACUUCGAUAAGCACGUAGAACAUGAACCACUACUGCGACCGGAUAACUUUCAGUACGUCUGAGUGCAGCGGCAACAUCAGAGGCAGCAGGAGAAAACAAUGUCACAGUCGGAGAAAGAUGGACGAGAGAACGAGCCGGAAAUCGUUGGAAUUGGGGCGAAUAUUAGAACAGGAAAUGAGACAGCAGGUAAUCAAGGGGUUGCUUCGGAACGGUCUGAAGAGCAAGAUAAUUUAACGGUAAUUGUUACUGGCGAGAUAGAAGUCGUUGUUUGAAAACGGACGAGAACAUUAAGCAUCAUAUUAAUAGCUCUUUCCGUUAGUUAAUGUCAUGUGGUAAUGAUAAAAAUAAUUAUGCGAAAAAGUUAUUCGGUCUGUAAAGUUGUUAAUAGAUAGUAGUAAAGCUUUGGCUAACAAACUGGCCUGAGGGUAUCCGAUAAAUGUGCUUAACAAGGACUGCGUAGAAAGCUAUUGUGCAAAAAUAUAUUCAAAGACACAAAUUUAUAUUUGGUAAAUAUAAAUUACAAAGGUGUUAAGGAGUGUUAAAAAUAGAAAACCAACAAACCCCUAUUAGAUAGCAUGUAAACAUUACCAUUAACUAGCUUUUACAUUGAAAUAUUCAAUUAUAUCCAAUCUUUUUUCUUCGCUGGCUAUCAUUGAUCUUCGUAAAGUGUUUGAAUCAGACAGCGUUAGCAGAUUUUCCAAUUCUACGCUCAGUUCACUGAAAGUAAUAUUUUAUGUGUGAUAAGCAGCGGUUGUCAAUUAGCCCACAGAAUGUCACUAUAUGUAUUGCAUUCACCAAAUACAGUAAAGCUAAACUGGCAGUAAAAUUAAACUUUGAAUUCAAUUUUUAUUACAAUAAUUGGGCGUCAAUUUGGACAACCUGUGUUACAGCAGUUGUAGGUAGUGCUUUUUAUAAUUGACUAUUUUUGACAUAGAUACAUUAAAAAUAAAGAUUGUUUUGUUUUACGAAAUGGAACAUUCCAAUUGAUUACCGUCCGCAAAACUUUGAGUGGAUUUUGUAAUCAUCGAUCAUCAAUGUCGCUAUAUUUUGGUUUGAUGUGAAAUCAUUUGUAGGACAACUAGAAAGAUCGAUAAAUCCACGCAGCUGUUUCCAAAUAUUAUAGAGCUAGAAGUCAUCUAAAUACACUUUAUUCCAAGCAAAAUAUGCUGGUAAGCUGCAGCUAUGUACAACAGUGUGAGCGCGAAACUACGAAUGCACUCCCAAAAAUCAAAUCUCUUCCUUGUACUAGCGCGAAAAAUUGUUCUAACGGUGUAGCAAAUAUAAUCCGGUAAAAUUGCAUGCUGUAAAGAACGCAAUCUUCUAGAUUCAUGUUAAAUGUUAGCGAUCUAACAGUAGAGCAUCUACUGCUGUUUAGAUGUAGUGUUAAGAAUUUGGAUCUACAUAUUGGUUUCUAAAAUCAGCGAAUCCGGCAUAGAACAAACAACGCCGUUCGACAAUCAAUAGUACUGGUAUUCAGUUCAACUCUAUUCACUCUUUGGUUUGAUUGUUUGCAACGUAGAAAUUACUUUUACCCCGUUCUGAUACCGAUCUGCAUUUAAUUGUGUGGCAAUAUAGUGCAAAUUACUAAACAGCAAAAGCGUAGCGCAUAUGGAUAUGUCCAACGUAAUUUACAGUCUAGUCAUACGUAAGUUUUACGGCAGGCAGUGCUAAAUAAACGAAUUGGCGUGGUAGGGUGUAGGGAGUAAUUAUCAGAAUCAGUCAGACACAGAAAUGAGACCCACCAUUUCGCUAAGAAAAUACCAGCCCAAGAUCAAAAUACAUUUUGAGUCAUACUAUGUAAAUGAGUCACAAUUCAAGAAAGCGCAAUAAAACAUCAGAAACUGUCAUUAAUUUGAAUUGAAACGCUGAAAAAGUGCAUGCAACAUGUAAAAUCAUUAUCUUUAUCGCUAGAUGUAAUAUAUCUAUAUAUCGAACAAAUCCGUAAAUAAAUAAAAAAAAACUUGUAAAACUAUCUACUAUAUCAAAGACAAAUUUAAAAUGCAAGAUUUUACUUCUAUCCGCACAUUGAUUGCACACACGAGUAU